UGCCAUUCACCGACGACAGCUUGCAGAGUACGUCCAAAUUAGCCCUCAAUUGAGCAAAGAAAGCGAUUAUUUAACCAUAACAUAUACGUCGAAAUGUUCCGGAGAAAACUGACAGCACUAGAUUAUCACAACCCCGCUGGAUUUGACUGCAAAGAUGAGACACAGUUCAGAAACUGCAUCGUGUGGCUGGAGGACCAGAAGAUCCGACAUUAUAAGAUAGAGGACAGAGGAAACCUGAGGAACAUCCCCAGCUCAGACUGGCCCCAAGCCUACCAGAAGUACCUGCAGGAUGUGAGCUGUCCGUUUUCAGCUCAGGAGAGACAGGAGGCUUUAGACUGGUUGCUGGGCCUGGCUGUGAGAUAUGAAUAUGGAGACAAUGUGGAGAAAUACAGGAAAUGUGAACCGCUGGCAGCCGCUGCAGUCGGCAACAAAUCAACAGACCCUCUCAUCAACCUUGACAGCGACUCUCCUGAGUUCAAAGCAGGAGUGACGGCUCUGGCCAACAUCCUCAAGAUACAGCGGCACGACGACUACCUGGUUAUGCUCAAGGCUAUUCGUAUUCUGAUCCAGGAUAGACUUUCUCCAGAAGCAAUCUCUAAAGCUAGCCAGAAUAAAGAGGGUAUCCCAGUCGCUUUGGACAAGCACAUUUUGGGAUUCGACACUGGAGAUGCAACUCUAAACGAAGCGGCCCAGAUCCUUCGCCUCCUGCACAUCGAGGAGCUAAGGGAGCUCCAGACUAAAAUCAACGAGGCUAUUGUCGCUGUUCAGGCCAUCAUAGCUGAUCCAAAGACGGACCACAGGCUGGGCAAGGUCGGCAGAUGAGAGCGGGGAUGAAGAAGAAAGCAAGGGACUUAACCACAGGAGUUUACUUUCUAAAAGGAGAAGCCUUCAUUUGAGUUGGACAUAAAUGAGCAUUUUUUCAUGAAAUGCAUGAGAUUAGACCGUUUUAAUUGGAAUAUUUUGAGGAAAUAUGAGCAAAUGCCAAGUUUUCAGAUGCAAUAGUUUAUAGUUAUUUCUGCUGCAAGUCCUUGUUUUAAUCAGAGACAUUGGUUAAACCUCCUGCUCAACUCACCUUUCUUCUGAAGUAUUCAAACUGACAGUUGCAUUUGUAUUUUUUUUGUCUUAAAGAUAAUUGUGUUUUUCUGCCAAUGGAUGACAGGUUUAUUUUGAAAUUGUUUACAUUUAUGCUGUGUGGGAAAAGAUAAAUACAGCUGAAGCAA
Molecule: messenger RNA, 1220 nt
Organism: Cheilinus undulatus (humphead wrasse)
Lineage: Eukaryota; Metazoa; Chordata; Actinopteri; Labriformes; Labridae
Gene: rtraf
Product: RNA transcription, translation and transport factor
Exons: 8
Coding region: 94-822 (242 amino acids)
Biological process (GO): tRNA splicing, via endonucleolytic cleavage and ligation
Cellular component (GO): tRNA-splicing ligase complex
Molecular function (GO): RNA binding
Source: RefSeq, a predicted model, not a curated record